Oryzias latipes (Japanese medaka) is the source of this 2683-nucleotide messenger RNA. RefSeq names its product chondroitin sulfate proteoglycan 5a (gene cspg5a). Gene Ontology annotation, biological process: cell projection morphogenesis. The record is from RefSeq and is a predicted model, not a curated record. NCBI's taxonomy places the organism in Eukaryota, Metazoa, Chordata, Actinopteri, Beloniformes, Adrianichthyidae. Gene Ontology annotation, cellular component: synapse.
AUCAUCAGCUCUGCGCUCAGAUGAUGAGAAGGCUGCCGAGCGCGCUGCACACCGCCGUGCGUUUGUCUCCCUUUCAGCCACAAAGUGCCCCAAAGCGCCGAGCCACGGCGUGAACGCCCCCAGCCACCUCCACCACCUCACCCCCGCUUCGUCUCCCACCGCCCGUUUGUGGCAAUGGAGCCGUAACCCGCCCGGCGUGCGUGAGAGCGACUGGAGCAGCAGCGGCGGAGACUCGAACACCAGGCGGCUAUGGAGGACAAGCGCGCAGAGGCUGGAGUCUAGACUGAACGCAGACCCCAAGAUCAUCCACCUGUCCGGAGAGCCCUGCCGCCCCACUGACCCGCAUCAGUCUAGCACGGAUUUCUGCCUCAGACCGACUCCGCACAGCGAGGAUGCGGGAGAAGCGGGCGAGCGUCUGCACGGGAUGCUGGAGACCGAUGCUGCUGUCGUGCGUCCUGGUUCUGCAUUUGAUCCCGCCGGCGGUGCACGGAAAUGUUGCCGGCAACAAUGCAACUGAGCCAGAGAGCGCAGUCAAUAUCACCUCGCUGCUGGUGGAAGAGGAAAGGCCACUGAAAGUAAACGAAGGCGUCGCCACGGUAACCGGGAUCAGCAACUCUGCCACCUCUCACCCCAUCAGCACUGUGACCCCGAGGGCGGGCCGGAUGCCACGCGCUGGCGAGGACGACGAUCAGAGCAGCGGCAUGUUCGGUGAAUCUGUGGUUCCCACGGUGGAGAAAGUGAGCGUGUCGGUGCCGCCCCAGCUCAGUCCCGACUCAGCUGAGACGGAGCAUCUGUUGCCUAGCAACCCACACCGAGAUGAAACGGCGGUGGAGGGAGAGGAGAAAAAAGAAGAAAAGGAGGAGGGGCGUUUGCCACACACUGACCCACCAUGGAUCCAAGCCAAGGACACAGCUGUGUUUGACCUGGACCACAUGUUCACCACCACUGCCCCUCCCUCAACUGCCACAAACCCCCCUAACCCAGACGUUCUGCAUGUGGACUUCUUUGACCCCUCCUCUCGAGGGCGUAACCUAGACCUGGCCCCGCCCUCUCCUUCCUUGCGAGCUCAUGAGCUGCAGGGCAAUGACGCAACUUCCUGGGUCAUGCAAGAAAACUACGACUACCUUACCCCCUACGAGGACGCCGUGUCCCCCACUUCUGAUGAUUACACCUACAGUACCACAACCGAUGCUUAUGAGAUCAGCGAAGACCCACGGGGUGCUGCUGGAUCCCCUUCCCGCUCCAAGCCCCGUUUCUCUGGGUCGGGUUCCUUCAUCCCUGGAGCCCCUUUUCCGGGUGUGGGUGCACCGAAGGUUCCUGCGAGUGCCGGCUCAUCAAGCGGAUGCCGCUUGGGGUACCAGCUGGUCAACGGCAGCUGCCGCUCGGCCUGUGACAUGCAGCCCAACUACUGCUUCAACGGAGGACAGUGCUAUCAGCUCAACAGCGAGGAAAUGUUUUGCAGAUGCAAUGUCCAGGAUUACAUUUGGCACAAGGGUUCCCGCUGUGAGUCUGUGGUGACCGAGUUCCAGGUCAUCUGUCUGGUUGUUGGCGCCUCGGCUCUGGUGGUCCUGCUCCUCUUCAUGAUCAUUGUCUGCUUUGCCAAGAAGCUCCACGUGCUCAAGACUGAGAACAAGAAGCUGCGAAAGCGCAGCAGUAAGUACCGGCCUUCAUCGGAGCAGCACAAUGAUAAUUUCUCGCUGUCCACCAUCGCUGAGGGCUCCCACCCAAAUGUAAGGAAACUGUGCGACACCCCUCCUAACGUCCCUCAUGCCCGUGCAUUGGCUUACUAUGAUAACAUUAUCUGUCAGAAAACCAUGAGCAGAUACACCUGGGAGUGUAAGACCAAAGAGGAGUCCGACUGCGAGUUUCAUGCUGACGGGAGGAAAGAGGGCCCCUAUCCCGUAACCAUGGAAGUGACAUACCCACACGUCCUGCCUGAAGUUACUAUCUAGGCCAACAGCCAUCGGGAUGAUCCCAAUUCCCAGAACAAGCAGGAAGACCCGAUGAAGGCCCUGGCCAAGGAGGACGACUCCCUAAACAUCCACAACUCUCUGACCCCCAAACAAGAGAACCACAAGGUCCUGGGCGAGGAGAACUCCUCGGAGGUAAAUUCACUGCAGAACAACAUGAUGUGAAGCGAAACAAGGUGUGAACCAAGCCCAGAAACCUGACAACACGACACAGAAAACAGCGAGGUGCAACUGGAGCCCACAAACCCCCUCGCUGCUCUCUGUUAACCCGCCACCGAGCGCGUCAAACCGCUCGACCAGGUCAACCAACCUGCCAACGUACCAGCCAACCAACUCAGUCUGCAACCUUCUCCGACACGGCAACACUGCCACACGCGGCCUCUGGGUCGCUGCGAAACACACCGCCGCCGCCGCCAUCACUGCCCCAGCUGAAGUAACCCCAGCCUUCCUCGCCUCUCCUCUCCGCCCUUACAAAAGACACCCUUUUUUCCAAAUCCCAGAUUCUUUGUUGCUGUCAUUCUACUCUCCCCUCUCUCCUCUGCACACACUCAAAUAUACACACAGACAUGAUGAGCAUUUACACACACACUGUGAAAAUGACACCACGCUUGUAUGUACACCCCCCCCCCUCCCCUGCCUGCAUUGGUGUUUUUUUGUAAAAAGAGCAAAGUCAUACAGAAGUUUAAAACGUCAAUGUUUAAAAAAAAAAGUUA